Molecule: messenger RNA, 1098 nt
Organism: Closterium sp. NIES-65
Lineage: Eukaryota; Viridiplantae; Streptophyta; Zygnematophyceae; Desmidiales; Closteriaceae
Source: the annotation of a GenBank genome assembly
AUGGUCGCACACAGUAUGUUCGUGCAAUGGUGGUCAUCUCUGGGGGAAGCAGGCCAAUCUGAGUGUGGCGAGGUGAUGAUUGAUUUCGCAACUCUGAGAGUGCGUCGCCAGGGUUGGUUCUACGAAAAAGGUUUUUGCUCCCUCUCGCUUCUUGCUCAUAUCGCCACAUCAUGUCCGAAGCUGAAGGCUCUGCAUGUGGGGAACGAGAUCGUGCCGAUGGACUGGGAGAGGGAGGAAGGCCAUCCCGUGACCGAAGCUGGCGUGGACCAUUUUGUGCGUCGCUGCACGCAGCUGCAGCACCUCUCCCUCUACUGCGUCCAUCGAGCCGCCAAGCUGCCGGAAGCCUUUUAUCACCUCACGCACCUACACACCCUCGCUCUCACCGACGGCUCCGACCUCGAGGCUCCAGACUUCUUGCGCCUCGCGUCGCUCGCCGCUCUCUCCCUCGACACCAAUCCUUUGGACGAUCCGAUCCCUUGGAGUCUCCUGCAUCUCACGACGCUCACCAGUCUCUUUUGCUGCAACGAAACGCGACUGUUCCUACGGGAGCGGGAGCAGGGAUCCGACGCCUUCUCGUUCGAGCAGCUGCGGUUCCUCAAGGUGCUGGAGUUUGAUUCGGUCAGCCCGCGUGGGCUGAGCAGUGACACUGCCACGUGGGCGAUUCUACCCUCUCUGAAAGACCUGGAGCUGCAUGUGGCUGGGGAGGCAGAGGAGCUGCCGCCAUCCCUCGCAUUCUGUCCCAACCUCCGCACGUUGACGAUUCAAAGCGCUGGCCGCAUGCAGGCACUUCCGGAUGACAUGGGAUGGACCCUGCAGCAGCUGAGGCAUCUGCACAUACAGAAGGCGGAAGAGCUCACGGGUCUACCAGAAUGCACCUCAGUCUGCUCCCUGCCUCCUAGCUUCACGCACCUGACAAGGCUCAAGAAGCUUGAUUUGGGUGGCUGUGGGCAGCUGGAAGGCCUUCCGGAAGAUCUGACAGAGCUGAAGAUGCUUCAUUCCUUGGAUGUGUUGGGGUGUGACAACGUGUUGGAUGAUGAAGGCCACAUCCAAAAUGUAGAUGUGCAUGACAUGUACAUGGUGUUUGUCUCAUGUAGUUAG